UGAACCUGUCACCAAACGUUUAGAACAACAGUCUCGCGUUCAUUGGAUCCUCGGGCGGUGAUUUCAUCAAAUCAGGUUUCAGGGAGGCGCACAAGGGGAUCUCGGCUGAUCUCAGAUCUCUUGAAGAUUUCUCCACGAACUCCGCCAGAUGAGCGUUUCCGGCGAGCGCCCGAGUGCCAAAACAUCGACCAGCGGCGAACUCUGAGCUGCUGUUAUGUGUGUUUUCUUUGUUUGCUCUGAAGCUCUGACAACGGGUUGGAAAACAAUAAAAGACACGCCUUGUAAGCAGCAACACUGGCACGCUUUUUGAUAUGUAAAAGCAUUUCAAAUGGCAGCUGAUCGCAUCAGGAUUACAGCAUCAGGAAAAACUGGCAACAACUAAAUGGUUCAACUGAUUUACAUUAACUACCUCUCUAAUAAUGUUAUUCAAUUCUACCUGUGAGGCUUAUGACAAUCCAGUGUCCUUCUUCUACAACAAGACUGGCAAGCCCAUCAGCCCGAACUGGCGCCCUCAUGACUUUAUUGUGGUCGGCCUCGGGCUCCCGAUUUGUGUCUUUAUUAUUCUGGCGAAUAUGUUGGUCAUAGUGGCCAUAAUCAUCAACCGACAGUUCCACUUUCCCAUUUAUUACUUACUUGGGAACAUGGCGGCCGCGGACCUCUUUGCUGGAAUAUCGUAUCUCUACCUGGUGUUCCACACGGGGCCGUGGACCAUCGGUUUGACCAUCAAAGAGUGGUUUAUUCGCGGAGCUUUGAUCAACAUGAGCCUGACCGCGUCUGUGGUCAACCUGCUGGCGGUGGCAGUGGAGCGCCAUCAGACCAUCUUCACCAUGCAGCUCCACAGCACCAUGACCAGGAGGCGCGUGGUGAUGCUGAUAGUCACCAUCUGGUUGGUGGCCGUCGUCAUGGGUUUGGUGCCCACCAUGGGCUGGAACUGUGUUUGUGACCUGUCAACCUGCUGCAUGGUUGCGCCGCUGUAUUCCCGCAGCUUCCUAGUGUCCUGGGCCAUCCUCAACCUCAUGGCCUUCUUCAUCAUGGUGGCCGUUUACACUCACAUCUUCAUCUACGUUCGCCGGCGGAGCCGAGUAAUGUCCCCACACACGGAUCAGCCCUCCAACAAUCAGACUGUUAUCAGCCUCAUGAAGACCAUGUCCAUGAUUCUGGGUGCCUUUGUGAUCUGUUGGACACCGGGUCUGGUGAUUCUGUUACUGGACGGUCUCAGCUGCAGUGAAUGUCAGGUUCUUAAAUAUGAAAAGUACUGCCUGGUUCUGGCUGAGUGUAACUCUCUAGUGAACCCCAUCAUCUACUCGUUCCGGGACGAGGACAUGAGGACCACCUACAAACGCAUUCUCUGCUUCCCUUGGAGAAGAAUGCGCCAGCACGAGGGGCCUUCUGGCAUCCGCUUUGAGCCUGUGAAAACAGGGGCACCCUCGGAGAAAAACAGCAAUAACUCCACCAGUUUAGAGCCCAGUUCACCACAAAGCCUAUUGUCUUUAUAGAAAAAGUAUUUCUCAGUGUAUAUAAUUGACUUUGUAUUUGCUUAGUGAAAUGAUCACAGCUUGUACAAAGAGUAAAUAAUACUUCAUUUUUGCUAGCUUGUUUUGGUACAUGGGUUUUUGUCUCUCUUUGACAAUAGAUGCAUUAGGAGUCUUUUGUGUCGGUUAGUUACGAGGCACAGGCAGCUUGGCUGCUCACAGGAAGUUUUUCUUGUCCCAAAGCCUUAAUAUUCAUAAAACGGCCCUUUUUGGACCACUUUGUUUUGUUGGGAAUGAGAUCAGAACUUGUGUGCUCUAUUUUUGGUGCUAUUAUUAUUCUUAACAAAUCAGACUUGCAGAUUUUCAUGUUAAAGUGCCCAUACUAUGCUCAUUCAAAAGUACAAAUACUUCUCUUUUGAGGUCUACUUGAAUACAUUUGCAUGAUUAGAGUUCAACAUUUUUUUUUCUCGUACUGUAUAUUGCUGCAGCAAACUUUUUUUUCUCCCUCUGUUCCUGUGUCUUCAAAGCCCACCUUUCUGAAGCGUCAAGUCUGCUCUGAUUGGUUAACCGCUUAAAGCGUUAUUAUAAUCGGGUUUCAGCUCCUGAGGCUUCACGAGCAGCUGUAAACAGUAUUAUAUGUAUGGCAACUAUGCCACGGGUGUUAAAAGUCCAUUCUUGUGGUGAAAAAACAGCAUCUCCUCGACAUACGAAAUCACUUGCACAACUGUUUUUUUGAGGGUGGGCCG
This is a messenger RNA of Sinocyclocheilus grahami, 2218 nucleotides long. RefSeq names its product lysophosphatidic acid receptor 2a (gene lpar2a). The transcript has 3 exons. Gene Ontology annotation, molecular function: lysophosphatidic acid receptor activity. Bases 420 to 1496 code for a protein of 358 amino acids. Gene Ontology annotation, cellular component: membrane. NCBI's taxonomy places the organism in Eukaryota, Metazoa, Chordata, Actinopteri, Cypriniformes, Cyprinidae. The record is from RefSeq and is a predicted model, not a curated record. Gene Ontology annotation, biological process: G protein-coupled receptor signaling pathway.